AAAAUCGUUGUCAUAUUAUUGUGAAGGAAAAGAUUCAAAAGAUUUUACAUAAUGUAUUCGUUUUUUUCUAAAUAAAACUUGGUUAUUUAGAAAAAAGAAAACAUUUCGAUAGUUAUAUGGCGCUAUAACAUACCAUAUUUUUUUUUUUUACCUUAUUAGGAAUUCAUGUCUAUAUUUUGCAAGGCUCGGGCCGAAUCCUAAAUAGGUAUCUUUUUGUAAUCUAGUGCACUAAGUAGGGUAUUGUCUCUACGCUGUGUAGGGCGCUUAUACAGGGUGUUGGAAUUGGAUUGAGACUCAGCCUCAGACCCGGUUAAAACCGGGAUCCUUGUUUGGAGCCGUUUUUCAUGGACUUAAACUGUACUAAUGGAGCAUGAUAAGCAGGAGCUGAUGUCUGUAGCACCAUCUUACUUUACACCUCCUCCACCACCACCUCCAACUGCUCCACCUGCUCCACCUGCUCCACCUGCUCCACCACCACCUCCAACUGCUCCACCUGCUCCACCACCACCUCCAACUGCUCCACCUGCUCCACCACCACCUCCAACUGCUCCACCUGCUCCACCACCACCUCCAACUGCUCCACCUGCUCCACCACCACCUCCAACUGCUCCACCUGCUCCACCACCACCUCCAACUGCUCCACGUGCUCCUGCUCUUUCACUGCAGAGCAAGAAGAAGCUGUACCAGGCCAUAGCAGAGGGAAGGACUGCUGUUGAAGGAGACUUUGAGGAAGCCUGUUUACUCUUCACACAAAGAGAGAGCAGUUUCAGGAAGGACCUGCAGUGGGUGCUGUUUAACAAAUAUGUGCCUUCAUUGAUCCAAGAUGGCCCCAAAUGUGGAUUAGUGGCUUUAUGGAUGGCAUCCCAUCUGCUGAAUCCUGCCAUGACCAUUUCCAUGGAAAACAUCAUGCAAAAGGCAGUGAACAAAAGCUACACUUCUCAAGGAGAGAUGUUUUCAGCCAGGGAUAUGGCUCUGCUCGCAGAGGAAGUAUAUGGCAUCAGAGUUCAGAGGCUAUCUGGAGGCAUGACUGGAGACCAUGCGGCAUUAAUCCUCAAACAUCUCACAGACGGCCAGCCGAUCUUAAUACCAUACGACGAGGACUUUAACCAUGAGCCGUGUCUACGCAGUGGCCACAAAGCUCACUGGGCAGUGGCUUCAGGCGUGUUACUCGGGCUGGCACCGGGGAGCGUAAACAGCGAGCAGCUCCUCACUGAUGCCACUCUGCCAUGGCUGCAUCUUUCUAAUGUUCGAGCACAAGCUACCUGGCUCUCGAAUCCAGUUGAGGUCUACAUCUUGGCCAAGCAGGGGAAGAGUCUGCGCUACCAGCUAUGGAAGUUUGAAACAGUGGCACAGAGUAACGCCCAGCUUAGAGAAAUGGACCCGCAGAGAGCCAGUGACGGAUCUUACUAUGUGCUACCCCCUGGUGGGGUGGAGGAGGGACUCGCAGGCCAGGUGUUGCUACUGCACACCGCACAGACAAGAACAUAUCCAGAACAGGAUGCGAUGGGAAGGAUGGCAGUGCAGCAUGACUGUGUUUAGCAUGCACCUUAAACGGAUUUAAUUAAAGGAUCAUCAACGAGGAGUUUGAAGAUCGAGGUGUUGGCGUGUGAGAAAGCUGGACUGUGGAAUAAUUUUGUAUUAUGCAAUAUUUUAAUAAUAAAAAAAACCCCCGACAAUUGUUUGUCGUUUAUAUCAAGAAGUAUUUCUGUAUAAACACAGGACGAAUGUCAUCGUGGUAAAAUACAGUUUCUGUGCAACUGAAUGCAGAUAAAUGUCCAGGAAAUUACUUACCAUUAUUUUUUUGCCAGUCCUUAUAUCUAAUAUCUCUCAUUUACAGUAAAAUAUGUAAGGAAUUUCAUCAUUUUUCAUCCUUCCCUGGAUGUUGUGAGGUCAAAUACGAUACCCAUCUAAAUUCUGCUCACAUAUUGUUUUCUUGAAUCUCACGUCAAAUGAAAUAAGUGUUCCUGUGGUCACUGUCGGUUGUGCAAGUGAUAUUUCUGUUCAAGGAAAUGAUGAAAGCAGGAACACGGCCUUGCAAUGGAACAGAUGUUAUCAUUUUUAAUCUUUGUUUUUUGUGUGUAACUCCUAUAUAUGAA
Messenger RNA from Tachysurus fulvidraco (yellow catfish), 2096 nucleotides. It is a transcript of the gene actmap, whose product is annotated as chromosome 13 C19orf54 homolog. NCBI's taxonomy places the organism in Eukaryota, Metazoa, Chordata, Actinopteri, Siluriformes, Bagridae. The transcript has 8 exons. The coding region runs from base 364 to 1539 and encodes 391 amino acids. The record is from RefSeq and is a predicted model, not a curated record.